CACGCAACACUCAGCGUCACCAGCUAGUGUCACGCAAACCGCAUGACACUGGUGCUAUUUAUCUUUUUUGUUGUUGUUGUUAUUAUUAUUUUUGUUCUUGUUGCACAACCACCAAUUACCGGAUAAGCUUACUUGUGGCAAUUACUUGAAUUAAAGACGACUACGACUACACGUCAACAUCAGCGUAACUAGUGUCACGCAAUACUUAGCGUUACAAAGGUUCACGAAAUCCACUCUGAGACCCAGAAACGACUACAUUAAUGUCAACAUGUUUAUUUGUUUGACACACUAGAUAUGGGCAAUGUGCAAUGAUCUUCAUAUAUAACAACCACCAAAAACAAAAACAAAAUGACCGGGUUUUUUUUUUUUUUUGUUUACUGUUUGUGCUUCAUCCCUUAUGAGGUAUACCGUUUAAAAAUAACAUAAGCUCUUGGUGUUUGAGGUGCGUUAAUCUGCACGCCAAAUCCAAUUGCGUCAAUGAAACAUUAAAUCGGCAUAGCGUGCAGUAACACGUGAUAUCUACCCUUCAAGCUUUUGUCAUCUCCAAUAAUCAUCAAGCAAAUAAGAUUUUAUCCGUUUUGCCACGCACAUUCAGCACAAUGUCGUUUAAGAGACUAUUCUACAGUUUUAGGGAACGUCUUAAAAGUCAAGCACUCUUUUGUAUGACUAUCCGUACUGCAAUGACAAGACCGAUAGGCAUCUUGGAAAAAAAUUUUUAAGGAUGGACAUUUCAACAUAGAAACGAUCAUAAAAGCAAUUAGAGUUGGUAUUGUUAUUUUGAAUUGUUAUUAUAAUUGCCAAUUGCCGUGUUUAGUACUAAAAUGACAACACGAAAAUCGAGUUCCUGGAUAAUGGCGUGCGCUAGUUUUUUCCCCGCCUAAAUCUCUAUUUGUUUCUUGUUUACACCAUGACUGACAAAAUACUUAUGUUUCCUCUGUCCUUCUGAACUGAAAGGACCAUAAAGGACCCCUUCUAUCAAAAUUAAGUUCGAGGUUUCUACAUAGUGCUGCAGUACAUAGUUUCAUUUUGAUAGCCGGAAACUAACAAAAUAUACUAGAAUAAACGAACUAGUAAACACAAGCGGAUGAAUUAUGAGAAGGUUUCGGUUGUCUUUCAACAAUGGCGCUCCAAUUCUCGAGGUUAAGUCAUAAAAAUUAAGAGGAAGACAAAAAAAUUCGAUUUAUCGAGGGUUCGAGUCUUCGGUACUUUGUCAUUCGUCAUGUAAAAAACAUUAGAGUUUGGCUCUUUAUCAACAUUCUAUGUUGUAUGGCGGUUAUUUCUAUCACAACUUCCAUGCAUGCUUCAGGCGCCUAGUCACUUGGGCUCAGCGCUUUCUUCUGAAUUCCAAGCAAUUAUCCCAUUGAAAGACGACAUCCAUGCUCUGUGUUUCUAUUGUUAGUACUAGUACUCAGACUAUGGGCUCAAAUUAUGAUAAUGGUUAAGUUUCAAGUAACAAAGACUACAUGCAUUUGUUUAUGUACCUCUAUACGCUGCUUCAUGGGUUGGGAAUUGGUUGGAGUGGAUUGUCUGUGAUAAGUUUAACGGGUUUAUUAUUGUUGCUUUUUGUGCUGGUGAGAAUGAGGUACAUGGUUAAGUGGGAUGGCCUUAAGUAUAAGAUGCAAAGUAAUCACGAAUUCCUCUAAUGAGGUUAUCGAGUUCAAUCCCUCACUACCAAGACGUAGUGACUCAAAAUCUAAACAUGGCAAACUCGCACCGUGCCAAGACUCAAGCGCGCGAGAGAAAAACCUCGAAAUCACACGGGAGAAUUCGCACACAAAUUCCACCUCGGAUUUACAUAGCGAUAAUCUAAGUACUAUCGUAAUUGAGGCAAUCGAGUCGGAUAAACCAAAUCACCAUACUUCUGUCGACAAUUGCUUGAAAUUAUUGCCAAAGAUAACGAGCAAUUCAGAAAAAACUUGCAGAGAUUCGAAUCAAGGCGUGAUUGAGCGGCAUACAUGCGGUGCUCGCGGUAAUUUAAAGUGUAGAAAUUGCGGAUUUGGCGAUGAAAUGUCGCAGGAAGGGAAUUCAACCGUCUCCAGUGUCGCCACGGGAUCAGACGAAGAAAGAAGUUCCGAAUCGCAAUGGCAAAUCCCUAAGAUUGUAAUACAACUACCAGAUGGCGAAGUUACAGACAGACCGAUUAAACUACCUCCGAAAAAACCUCCAAGAAAAAACCCAAAAAACAAAGGCAAUAAGUCACCAAGCACACCUAGUAAACCAGCCAUGAGCGCGAGGAGAGAUAGCGAGGAGAACAUAGAGAAGGCGUUAGAAGCGGGGCUUGAUCAAUUCGGAGUGGAGGUCUUGCAGGAGAAAGAGGGAGAGAGUACUCUGCGAUCUAAAAAACCAUUGGGUGACCAUGACGAUUUGUGUGACUUGUUAUCGGAGCUGGAGGGCUUGGAUAACACACGCAAGAGUCUUACCUCGAGUUCGGAUGAUGAAAAAACAAGCUCAUACACAACUGGUGAAGAAAGUGGACCCGAAAGCAUAGAAAAUAUCAGCUUCGGCAGUGAAACGUGUAGCACAAACGAGGGUUUAUUCAGUGGCUUUAAAAUAACGGAUAAGUUUGGUGUUUUGGAUGCAAGCGUGGUCAACACCGUAGGCGAGCUUGCUAGACAAGAGGGUAACAGCGUCAAAACAGAGAAGAGCAAAGUAUUUGAACCAAGCAAUGCGCAUGGGUCAGUGAGUGGGGUAACAAGUAAACUAGAUGAAUCUAGUCAUCGUGUGCAAUACUUAAUACAAACCAAAGAGGAAAAGGGGCACUCGAUUGAGCUUCAAAUGGACGAAUUGGUCAAAGAAUUGGAGGGUUUUGACGAGGGAAAUGCUGAUGGAAAAGGAGAAAUUAAGCAGUUAAAGAAAAGUGGAGCUGGUUUGAAAAAUAUUGCUGUAUGUGAUUCAGAAGUUGAACGUCAACAAAGUUGUAUGGUUUCUCAAAAGAUAAACAAAGAAACAGUCUUGGAAUCAGUGGAAAAUUUCGAUGCAAUAAGUGAGGAUUAUUUAACCGCUGAAAAACGUGUAGCAAUCUCGAUUCGGACGGAGAACGAAGACAAGAUUACGGUUCAUCCUGAAAAAAACAUCGCGAAAUCAGAGGGUUUGGAACAUGGGAUACGCGUUGGAUUUGAAGUGCAGAAUGCAGAGGACUGUGGACAAAUGGCUGUGGCGCUGAAUGCUUUGGUGUCUGGCGGCCAUAGAGAAGUUGACAGACAGGAUAAAGCAAUUGUGGAUUCUGUCGAAAAAAUUUUUAAGCACGAGGAAGAGCGAUCUGUAUUCAAUGCGAAGACUAUGCGUGAUUCGCCCGAAGGCGACUCAAACGUAAAUAUUGCGAAACAUGGUACGGAAUGCGAUGCUGAGAGUUCAUCUCAAGUGGGCUGUGAUGAGAUUUUGAUGACUCCAAACACGCAUAGAGAUGUUAUCAAGAUGAGAUCCAGCGAUAAGGCGGAGGGUGGAUUAACGCAAAGGGAGACACCACGUCAACUCGAGAUGCCGAGGAAACAGCAAAUUCAAUUAAAUUCCAGCGCGGAAAAUCAUGGAAUUGAGAAAACGAUAAUCUGGGGUCAAGGAGGGACCAUUUUUGCUAAAUAUAACAUGGCGGGUUCGGUUUCGCACGAGCCUGCGGCCCAUGACAGCGUGAUGCCGUGUAAGAUUGGUGUUAAACCAAUGGGGGAGCGAGAAAUGAGUGACGUCAACAGGUUGCGUGAUGUAUCAGAUGUGUCAGGGACAGGGCCGCUGACCUUGAUGACAGCAGGGGCUAAUGCGGGUGAGGAGAGUAAUGAGAAUAGUGAUGCAAGUAUGCUAGGGAUGGAAUGCUCGUCUUCCGUUGUUAAAUCACGCGCUGCAAACCAAGCUAUCGAAGAUGAGGACAUAGCGGUCUUCAAAAAUACACAGAACAAGAGUAUCAGCCAAGCUAUUGGUGGAGAACACAUGGCGGAAUUCGCCAACAAUGGUGACGAUUUCCAAACAGAAAAUAGCGUAGUGGAAACCUCUUCAGUUCAUGUAAGUUCUGAUUUUAUUUCUUUUGAACAUGCAUUACAAGUUAACAGGGAAUUGAUGUCAUUAAUUCAGACUAUGAACAACAAGGAUGCCAACACGAGACCAGAUGUCGAUCAUGUUGCUAUGGAGAUGGGGGCUGUGGAAGUUAGCGAUGAUUGUGAUGCUCCGUUAGGGGAAGAAAGAAAAGAUGAAAACGCAACGAAAAGUGAAGAUAAAGUCAAGCUUCGUCUUGGUGAACAUUUCAAUCGUGCAGUUGCUAUGGAAAUGGAAAAUUUUGUGACUGACGAUAGCAGUAUGGCUGUCUUAGAGUGUGGAAACAAGGAAAGAAACGAGGUGAACGCAGCUAAUGGCGACGUGGAAGAAGACGCUGAGGUUAAACAUGCCGUUGCUAUGGAAAUGGAGAACGUGAAGGUUCGUGGUGAUGGUGGGGCUUUUUUAGAGCGCGAAAACGAGGCAAGAGAUUAUGAAAAUACAGUUGAUUGGGACAGCAAAGAUGUCGAGAGUCGCGAGGACGAAGCUGUCGGUGUAAAUGUCACUCAUACAGUUGCUAUGGAGACGGACAAUAAGGAGGUUCGAGACAAUUUUGGGGCUUCUUUAGAUGACGAGAGUAAGAACGAAAAUGCAAUUAAUAUUGACAGUGAACAUGUCGAGACUCGUGUAGAGGGAAAAGUUGUUGGUGAACGCGUUUGUGGUUCUACGGUGGAAGAGAAAGUAAAGCCACAUGAUCCUGAUAGAGUCAUUAUAGGAAGUGAAAAUGAGGAUGGAAGAGAUGGGAAUGAAAACGUGGAGGCCAGAAAGCAGUUCGCUGAGUCCGGUCAAAACGCGUCACUUGAAAAUGCAGAGGACACGAACUUUGAGACAAGUAUUUACAGCUCUGACCAAAACAUUAAUAACAGUUCGGUCAUUGAACAGAGGGAUGUGAAUAUUGAUUAUCAGUUAACAAAUAGCGCUAAAGAUAGAGAAGGAAAUUCAGGUGUAGAGGAAAUUUCAAAAAUUGAAAAUGAGGAAUCAUUAGUUGAUGACUUUCAAGUGAAAAUUGAGAAUGUUUUAGAGACUCAAAUUGAGAGUGUGACAUUUAUGGGAGGGAGUGACGUCACGCUAAGUGCAAUGCGUAACAAUGUUGGGAGUGUGUCACAAGAAGGUACCACGUGGUCGCUCGAGGCUGGAUUGCGUGACAUGCCCGUUUCCUCAAACCGUGAUAUCCAUGACGUUUCUCAAGAGCCCAUACCUCCAGAUGGUAGCGGAGAGCGUGACACUGAAGUGUGUCAAUCGGCGUCACAUGAUGGGUUAGAAAUGCGUGACGAUAAGGCACGUGACACUGGUGUGCGUGACUUGCGUGGAAUGAACGGCGUCAUAGUGACACAUGAAGAUAAUGAGGUCAGUAGUUCACAAAAUGAUGUUGAUUACGUCACUGUAUCGCAAAAAUAUGGCAAUGGUGUGACUGGGGCAGAAAAAGAUGGUUGUGACGUCAAUGGGACAAGUAAAAAUGGCGAAGAUGCCACUGAGACACAUAAAGAUGACCGUGACGUCACUAUGACACAAAGGAAUGCCGAUGACGUCAAUGCUAGUAAUGACGUCAUUGUAACACAAAAUUGUGAUGACGUCACUCUGUCACAUUAUGAUGAGCUUGAUGAACAAGGUGAUGAUGACGUCACUAAUAACGAUGUUACUGAGGACAGUGCAGAGAGAGUUGGAGAUGAAACUACUAUUUCUUAUAAUGACGAUGACGUCACUGAAGCUAGUAACAGGAUGUUUGAGGAUGAUUCUUCUGUUGCAUACAAUGAUGAUGGCGUCACUGUAACUAAUGACAAUGGCUAUGAUGACGUCAUUGCUAAAGGUGCUGUUGUGGAUGACUCUACCGUUGCAUACGAUGGUGAUGACGUCACUGUAACUAAUGGCAAUGGAUGUGAUGACGUCAAUGCUAAAGAUGCUGUUGAGGAUGACUCUAACGUUGCAUACGAUGACGUCACAGGUGGCGAUGACGUGACCGUCAAUAUUUAUUUCCAGGAAGGGAUGAUGGAAAUAUCAGAAGAUGGGGAAAGCGUCAGUGUAUCCGACCGUGUAGAUGGGGCGGAUAACCAGAAGGAAUGGGUACCCUGUGUGGCUGAGUUCGCAGGGGCGUUUGUAGAGAACUUGUUGAAUCGUUCAAAGGCCAAGCUAAAAGAGAUGUUAGAAAAACAAGAUUCUUCUAGUGAAGGCUGUGAUAUAGCAAAUGGCGAUGGAGAAAGCGUCAGUAUCUCCGACCGAGCAGAUGUGGCUGAGAAGCCGGAGCAAUGUGUGGUGGAGUUUGCAAGGGCGUUUGUCGAGAACUUAUUAAACUGUUCAAAAACCGAGCUAAAAGAGAUGUUAGAAAAUCAAAAGUCUUCAAGUGAAGGCUGUGGUAUAGAAAAUGGCGAAGAGGUGCACAUGCUAGAAAAUAAAGAGACUCCUCAAGGCUAUGAAUCAUUUGCUGAGCCUGAAAACGAAGAUGGCAAAGAACUGUAUAUACAGGAAGGGCAGAAAGGUACAGAGUUGUACGUUGACGGCGAGACUUCCAGUACUCGAGAAGGCGUGCAAACGUUAGCGAAUGAGCAGGAGACAAAUAAAAGGGAUGAUGACGUGCUAUACAGACAAUGCGAACAGGUAGAAGACACAAAUUCUGUAGAGUUUUACGAAGAUGAUGUUCCCAGUUCUAGUGAAAACAUUCACACUCUUUACGAUAAGCAGGAAAGAGAAAAAGAUGAUGAAUACACGGAAUGCGAACAGGAAUCCGAGGAUAAAACAGAAUUGUCCCUAGAGAAGUGUGAACAAGAGGCCGGUGAUAUUGAAAACGCUGCAAGUGAAGUAUUGACAGGAAGUAAGGUAGAUAUCAAUAAAGAACGAGUCAUUCCGGACGAAAUUGAGCAAAAACAAAUAGAUAAAGAAACGGAGAGUUGUUUAGUGAUGGAUGAUGUUGCGAGUUUGCCACAAGGGGAUUCUGUUGAACGCAAGGGUGGUGACGGUAUGAGAGAAUCGAGCAUUGGUCUGGUAACUGCCGAAAUAGAAAGCGUCGAAGAGGAGUCGAACAAUCACGAGUCUUGCGACCGUAAAGAAAAUGAUACAGAUCAGGAAUCGAUAAGGAACCUCAUUGUCAUUACAGAAACUAAAGAUGUUAACCUUCCGCCAAACAGCGAAGAAGUCAGUGCUCAGUUCAUGUACGAUAAGGCAAUCAUCGGAGAAGAGACUAAUGUAGAGAUUGUCUCCAAACCGAUCGCAGUUGAUACAUCCGAAGGUACUUCCGGAGAUAAUCUCCAUGGAAACGCUCUUACCCCGGAAACUAGUCUGACCAGCCCUGAGAAUAAUGUACAAGAACUAGUUGUUUCGCUAGAUAGGGAAGAUUUCCAUGAACUCGCUGGCACUGAUAGUUCAUCCAGCGUCAACAAUGGUGAUGUCAGGGACCUCAGAUGUGCAGAAGAAUCAUUGAAUGGAAUGGCAACUUCUGAGGACAACCAGCAAAGUCGGUUAUCACAUUACACCCACCACCAAUCUAUUUUAGAUGAGACACUAACCGAGAACCGUAGGUCAAGUUUGCAAGAAUUGAGUGAUCUUACUGUCCAGGAAACUGCGACUACUCCAGGCACCAGCCGAUUGACGCCAGAAUUCCACCUUGAACCCUGUUUCCAGGAACUUCCAAAUUACCAUGACCACGUGAUUACUGGCGACAUGUCCUCUAAGAAUGUUGCCAGUGUGCAAGACCUACAACCUACCGCCUCGGUUGAUGUGAAUGAUGCCAAUGUUGAGAAGUUCUGGACAGACAAUCAAGAGUGUCGACAGGUAACAAGUGAUUCUAAUCAGGACAAAGAAAGUACCCCAGUAAGUGUUGCUCACAAAGAUGGUCAUGAGAUCUCAGUUACUGAUUCAACAAAUCAAGCGUUUCUUUUGAAUGACCAGGAAAGUGUCUCCAAGCAAGACACCAAGAAUCUGGACACAUCAGGUGAAAGUCCGCUUGUUGUGGAACAAACAUCUUCUGAUAAAGAGACCGAUGGUGACCAGGAAGACACAGCAUCGGGUAUCAACGAAGAAAGCGAGGUGCUCGGCGAAAUAGCAAAAAUGAUUGAUUUCCAGGAAUCUGAAACGCUUUCUCCUGAUCGAGAUGAGGAGAAAUCAGGACUAUCUCAGCAAACUAGCGAAAAAGGAGAAAGCAGCGGAGAUCAGGAUAAUGAUGUAGGGGUUGAUGAGAAAAAAUUAUUAAAGUUAUCUCAUGACUUUGAACAGAUCCAGUCAGAUGAGACAGCAGUAGAAACUCGUAAGUCGAGUUUCCAGGAACUGAAUGAUCUUGUUGUCCAGGAACCUACUACCCUUCAAGACGCUAACCGCCUGACACCAGAAUUCCACCUUGAACCACGUUUCCAGGAACUACCGAAUUAUCAUGUGUCUGUAAUCAUGGACGAUUUCAGGAAUAGUGAAGAAGAUUUUAUGCCUGUUUGUCCAGAAAUUGAAGAACAUGAAAGUGGUCUAAAUUCGGGGGCGCGUGGUUGUGGUUUGAAAGAACAUAAUGACCAAAUGCCACUUCACGGCGAGAAGAAAGUACAUGAAUCUGAGCAGGAUGAACCUGCUAAUGACCAGAUAUCACUCGAUAAUAAGAGAUAUUUACUCGACGUUGACCAGGGACCUGCCAACCAACAAGUGCACCAUGAGGGCGAGAGGGAAGUACCAGGAGUUGACCGGGAUGAAGCUACUAAUGACCAGAUAAUACUUGAUGGUGAGGAAGAUUUACUUGACAUUGACCAGGAAAAAUGUGUUGAAGAUCAAAUACCACUUGAUGAUGCGAAGUACCUACAAGACGUUGAACAAAAAAGUUUGACGUUUUAUGCUGGGGCUGUCAAUCUUGACCAGGAAAAGUCUGUUACAGACCAAGCACCUUUGGAUGACGAAAUAAAUGUUGAUAGCCAGGAAAAGUAUGCGGGCCAGAAUAUCGGCAACAUUGUACAAGUUCUCCCAUCAAAUGGCCAGGCACAUGGUGCCGGAGCUCAAAUGUUAUGCAAAAGCCAUACUGAAAUCAAGCUGAAGUCACCAAAUCUUGAACUUGAUCACUUUAAGUCUCUGGAGUCUGAUGGAACUGUCGAAGGGGAAAACCAAAGCACUGAUCAACCUCCACGUUUUAGUAAGGAAGGAGUGGCGGACGUUCACGGUGUUGUGGAUGAGGAUGACCAGAAAAAGCUCCGUGAAUCUAUGAAUACUAACAAGCAUGACAACUCAUAUGAAAUCGAGUUGAAAUCAAAAGAAGUGGAAGCAAAUGCAGGCGAGUUGAAUGAAGGCGAAACUAUUGCAGAAAAUGAGUCAUGCUUUCCGAAUCCUGGACAACAUGAUCAAACAACAGAUAAGACACCAAGAGCGCCUACUGCAGCAGAGAAUGAGACGUGCGAUGAAGAAACUAAUGCAGUCUCAGCGAAGAAACAAUCGGAUCCCGAGAUUUACGAGAUUCGUUAUGUUGAGUUACCGUCCACCCGUCAAUCAAAGCUCGAGGUGUCAUCCCAGGACAACAGUGUUGACAACGAGGAUUUCUCCGACGAGGAAGCACUCAUGGCAAUCGAUAGCACGACGGAAGCUAUCAUUUCGGCUUACGAAGGAGACGCGCAGAAGGCUGUUCAAAAUAUACAGGUUGAUUCUAAUACAGUUGAAGGUAAUUCGUGUGGGACUGAUCAGGAUAUUGAGGUCUUUUUGUCUGGAGAAGAGGCAAAGCCUGGCCGGGUUAAAGAGGUUGUUUUAAGAUUUUCUGCCAGUCAGAGUAUUUCGGGUGGUCACAUUAAGGAGUAUGAAACUGAGGAACAAAUGGUUGAGAGACUUUUGGCUCAAAGUUCUGAGAUUCAAAAAGGAUUCGGUGAGAAACCGUUUGAAAAUAAAAAGCCACUGGUGAAAAGUACAAAAACUAUUAAACUUUCUGACUCGCAAGAAAAGCCAGCUAGCAGCGAAAAGGAUAGCCAAAUUCGCUCCUUUGAAAUGCUUGUGUACUUGGAAACCAUCGCAAAGGAGCUCGAGACGUUCCGACUUGAGCAAAGCAAGUUAAAGGAGUCAUUCCGCGUCUGCAUAGCUGAAGUUAUACGAAGUCUUGGGUCUCUAAGUGAAGCAAUAGAAUUCUUCGAAGUCAGAACGAUCUCAAGUCUUCAUGAGUGUAGAAUGAAACUGGGAAAGAGAAUAGACCAGUUAGAUGAGCAAGUCUCCAGUAAAGUGGCUACAAAAACGCUGAUGAAGAGUUAUGACUUUACACAGAGUCAGUUCGCUGCGUUGAAGCAAAGAGUAAAGGACUUAGAGCAGCUUUGCAUGUCCUUGAAGCUGAAAGAGCUUAAGGAGGAGAUCUCCCGAGAAGUACUCGCCGAGGUAAGCGGGCUAAUGACGCGACUAGACAUCACAUCAGGCGAGGUAGGCAACUUGAGACAGCAGGUCCGGGAUCUGGAGAAAGAGUGUGGGGCCAUCAGGGGAAGGCUUGCAGGCUACACUGCCAGGCAGAGGGAAGAGGCCGACCCUGGUCCCGUCUUCCUGGAAAGUGGUAAAGAAAGUAACACGUCCAAUACAACGGACCCAUUGUACAUUAGACAGACGUCUCUUAGGGAAUUAACAGAUUCCAGGGAGGACUUGCUGGACAGUGCCCGCCAGGAAGAGUACCGUGAGAGACCUCCUAUUUGUACUACCCACGAGUCUGGCCCGCCAUCGAUGCUCUAUCAUUCUACAUUAACAACCGGUACUUACCUUAAAGACCACGGUAUCCCAGUACCAACUUCACUACGAAGCUCCACUGAGUCCAGGAAUAAAAGUGCAUUCACUCAGUAUGAUGAGCGGUGCAAGGCAGUGAAACAAGCGGGUGAAGAGGGGUUUGUUCCAAUUGAUUUGUCCCCGAAGUCUGGCAGGAAUGUCUGGGACUAUGAUGCACCAGAGAUAGCUCUAGCUGAUGCGCCCCAGGAUCCGCGGAAAAUGGAGAUCAUCAAUGAGUCAGACAAGAGAAAGUUGACUCUGGCCGAGAGAGAACUUGAGAGACAACCCGAAGAGCGUGCUAUUACACCGAUACAACAAAGCGCCUUAUCAGAUAUAGAAGAGACUCUAAACUUCUUAGCGGAGCAGUCAGGGCUGAUAGAAAAACAGAUACUUGAGGCCAGUGGUCGUUCCGGCUCGCGCAGCCGCAGUAGCUCUUCAGGGAUGGGGUCAAGCUCAGACAUGGACGAUUUUGAUUUCAUGGACCCGGUGGACUUUCCCCUACCCCCACCCCCCGAGUGUAUGACUGAGGGGCAGGAGAAAGGCUUAAUGAUGCAGCUGGCGCAGAACAACUCCCAGCCCCCUCCCCCUGGGUACGCAGUCUUGGCAUCGGUGGAGCAACGGUUAAAACACGUGACACAAGAUAAAGAUGAAUCAACGUCUCAAACCACGUGCGCAGAGCAACAAUCCACACCAUCUUCUACUUCUAUGACGUCACUUCACACAGACCCCAACGCGACACGCGAGGAAAGAGUAACGUCCACGAAAGCACUGGCACCAGUGGCUUCACAACGCGUGCAGACCCACUCAGUACAGAAGCAAGAGCCGUCACGCGGCAGCCUUUCCCAAGGGACACGUGAGGAAGGAGGACUUUCCACGAGAUCCCCAACCUCCACUGUGUCACUCCACGUGGACCAACAACAAUUCGCUGCCAAGGUUCCCUCACCCCCACCCCUCACGGUUGCUGGAUCUAAACCGAUAUCGAUCCCAUCACGUGACGGGCACGCGCGAGCCCCCACCUCUCUUCCAGGCUCGCCCCAGCUCUCGCACCUCUCGGGCCGUUUCUCUUCAGAUGACGUCUCUCCCACCCCUCCCUACUCUCCCAGUCAGAAGCAAGGCUUCUCGUUUCCCCUUCGUGCCCCAUGGCGGCAUCAUAAAAAGUCAGAGAAGCUAUUUGCGCUUAGCGGACUGCGUUCGUCUUCGUCUCCAGCGUUUUCCAGACUGAAGGCAGAGGAGGAAGAAGCGAAAGAUGAAGAUCUUACAAGAAAGGGACGUGAAAAAAUGGUACGAGCUGCGACCACGACAGUAGAGGUGGAGGCGUCAACUGGAGCUAGGCCAAGUCAGAAUGUGUCACUUGAUGCAGGUCGACAAUCUCAAGAGUUAAAACAAAGCGUAACCAUAGAGACGAGUGUCACUGCUCCACCCACCACCCCACGGGCACACUCCACUAGAAGAGUGAACCUAAUCUUGACUGACCCCACCCUCCGCGGGAUUCCACAGAAUAAGAUAUUACCCGGGGAGCUCUUCAACAAGCACUGCGUAGACGGUGGAAUGAAGGAGCUAACGAAACACGUUCAGAGGAUGAGCGCUAAGCCGGAGUACGACUGCAUAGUGAUUCACUGCGGAAUGAACGAUGUAUCGCGGGUCAGUAGUGAGGAGUUUCAGUACAUCCAACUCAAACUAGUCUCAACAAUCAGGGGCAAGUGGCCGCGUGCUUUGAUUGUUAUGUCCGGGAUGAUCCCGCAUCACACGGACCGGACUAAGAACGCCAAAAUCACGCGCUUGAAUCAGAGCACCAGAAAUUAUUGUUUCAGGAAUGAGAACUUCGCGUACUUGGACAAUACCAUAGCCCUCCUGGACGAAGAUGGUUCGGUGGACGCGACACUCUACUUGGAUGAGCAAAAUGUAAAUAGCACAAGCGGAAUGGACCGAUUGAUGGCUAACCUGAGAAGCAAGCUUCAGAGUCUGGCUGAGGAAGUGGACGGAGCACCGGACAAAUCUUGGACAAAAAUGUCCGAGACUGGGUCGCUCCAAAAAGAAGACAAGUUGGACUUUUCUCGGUUGGUAGGGUCUGAUCAAUGGUCAGAUCGUGCGAAAGGAAUUCAAGAGGUUGCGCCGGACGGUCCUGAUUCUCGGACGAGAGAUGACCAUCCGGACGAUGUCAAAGCAGGCCCUGGGAUACAGGCAAGAAGCCCAAGUGGCGGAAAUCCAACUGGAAUAUCGAUGCACGAGUAUAACGAGCUUUAUGAUUGGCUAGAUAGCUGCAAGCUGGCCAUUUACAUCGAGCACUUUGUGCGGGCAGGCUUUGAUAUGACGAGUAUUGCUGGACUUACACCACAGGACCUUACCUCCAUUAAUAUCCACAAAACUGGGCAUAGGAAAAAGCUGUUGUCUGAGGCGGCUAAGCGCAAGAUUCCCCUUGACACAUUCCCACAAAGAAAACCGGCGGACAUCUCAACAUGGCUACGACUUAUCGGAAUGGAACAAUACAUCCCAGAGUUCAUGGAUGGUGGAUUUGACGACAUGGACUUCGUCCAAGACAUGGCGAUAGAGGAUCUAGACGCGAUAGGGAUAACGCGGACAGGUCACCAGCGUAAGAUAUGGAUGGCCGUCAACGCACUCCGGGACACAGACGGAUCCAACAAUAACGGCACCCCCCUGUCUAUUGGUAAAACGUCUCAUAGAACCGGGGCAAGCAAGAUAAGCCCACAGAUGACCCAACAGGUCGAGGCAGAAGAGAUCUAUGAUGUACCACCUUUGGCUUUGAGGGCAAGCGUAAAUGAACCAACGGUCUACAGGGAGACCGAUUUAGACCAGAUUACGGGAGCGAAAUCUAUGACAUCAUCUGACACCUUAGCAACAGUGACGUCAUCAGGUAGCUCAGUAAAAGUGACGCCAAAUGUAGUUCAUGUUGGAAAGGACCAUGAGACUGAUUUAGAUAAUUUGUUGUCCCACCUUGAAGAGGAGGGGGUGGCAAUACACCCCUCUCAUCAGGGCGUGGUCGAGAAGGGUUCAGCUUCACCGCGAGACCAAAUAAGCCUCGCGGAGGAUGGUAUCCCUGAUGAGAACUUACUGGAGGUGUCUGUACCGUCGCCGGGAUCCAGCACCAAGGCAGUCUCGGAUGUACGUUGUCCACCCGAUGGGUCUCCGAGUUCACACGAGGCGACAGCUUAUCAAUCCGAAGUAAAACCGAAUUUGUAUGUUGUAUCUGAGUCGAAAAAGAGUGACACAGACACCAGACAUUUCACUUCUCCGGCGACCAGCAGAAAAGAACGUUUGAUCGGAAGCUCGGAUAUAGUUAUUUCUGAUAGUCAAGACAUUGACCACAGUCCAGUAAUAACCAGUCCUCACGCUCAAAAUCAACCGGCUAAGGAACUUGAACAGAAAGUGCUCGGACUGUCUCUAGAUUCAAGUCCCCCCACCAAGCGACCCCCGCCCCCCGUCAAACCAAAGUCAAUCAAGAAAACCUCUCCAAAGGUCGCGCCCAAACCAGGGGGGUCACCACAUGCCCCUCGAGCAAAAGCGAGUUCGUUCUCAGGCCAAAUGGGCCCUGUUAUCGCCAGGGAGGGGAGGCUUAGUCCCAAACCUGACGCAGUUGUCGCCAGGGAGGGGAGGGUGCAGGCAGAGCCAAAUAGAAGCAAAGCAAGCUCGUUCUCAGGUCAGACGGAAAUCGAGGAGUCGCAGAGAGUAGGAACCACGCCUUGUGCCACAGGGGAACCAACAACACGACGCUUCAGCACCGGCUCCAACGCCAAGCACAAAAAAGUACCCCCACCCACCCCUCCCAAGAAGUGGAGUGGUAGCUGGAAAUCACGUGAUAGCGACAGCGAUAGCUCCAUUGACGCCGUAUUGGACGAGAUGGAGAAGAGGAGGGCUGGGUACGAAGAUCGGCGAAAAUCAUUCGAGAACCUUCAGCGGAAAUUUAGCGAGCCUUCCUGUACGAGCCCGCGUAACGUCAUGAACGGCCAGCGGGAUAGCAAGUCUGAUGACGGGGAAGCGCUUGACGAGCAGAUCAAGAGUGUGUUCAGGCGCCCCUCCAUGGAGGAUCUUCUGGGAGCAGAGGAUUUCCCACCCCCUCCCACUGAGGAACAUGAGACCACUGACAGCCAGCAGGAUUCCAUCACAGAUGAAGAACUCCAGAAAGAGCUAGACUGUACCGAGAACCUGUUUAAGGAUAUCAACAGCAUGCUGAGCGACUUUUCCACGGAGCUGGACUUCAUGUUUGACACGGAACCUACUCCUACCUCCUCCUAACAGCGACAAUAGUCCAGGAAAACCAUGUAAUUGUUCCUUCCUGGCCUUUAACUGGUCACUAAUACCGCACGGCGUCAUUCCCUUGUCAUUAUUUGGUCACACCAACGUCACUUCCUGGUCAUCACCUUGGUCAUACUGACGUCACUUCCUGGUCAUCACCUUGUCAAACUGACGUCACUUUCUGGUCAUCAACUUGUCAAACUGAUGUCACUUCCUGGUCAUCACCUGCUCAUACUAACGUCACUUCCUGGUCUUACUUGAUCUUGUUAUUUUCAUGCCUGCACUUAGAGAGCUGUUAGCGUGACCAUUUAACUUUUCCUAGAAAGAGCAGAGUGUUAGGUAUCAGAUAAUCGAAUAACUGAUCAAAUGAAUAAUGUCGUUUUUGAAAAGACGUUUGAAGCAGCAAGUAUGCUUUGGCCCAAAUUAGAUUAUUAAAUUUUAACAAUGUUAGCUAACUAGUAUUAAGUUAACCAGUUUAUGGUAAAUUCAUUAAAUUUCUUGAGUAUGCCUUGAAACAUACUUUCGAUUUUUCGGAUGUAAUGUUAAUUUUACAAAAUCGGCGUAAAGUUUCUGAAUUAAUUGUACAUGCUGGGUGGUGUAGCAAUAUUGUCAGAAGUGCACACAAAGUAAAUACACAGUAAACUCAAGCUACUAAACAAUGCGAACUGCUUGUAAAAGUCUGUGUUAUCGAAAGAUAUCCUUUUAAAUAACAACGGUCCAAAUACAAAGAACCGAGAAAAAGACAAUUUCUGGACCGAAAAUUUGUCCUUUACAACAAGGUUACCCUCAAACCGCGUCAAAAAAGUUGGCCUCUGGACCCCAAAAGUGACCUUAUUAACGCGGUCAUUAAGGACAAUUUCGGGACCCGAAAGGUGUCAUUUUUCUCGAUGCGUCCUUAAUGAGCGGGUGUUCGUAAGGGGCUUGUCCUUAAUAAGCGGGUGUUCGUAAGGGCUCGUCCUUAAUAAGCGGGUUGUCGUAAGGGCUCGUCCUUAAUAAGCGGGUGUUCGUAAGGGCUCGUCCUUAAUAAGCGGGUGUUCGUAAGGGCUCGUCCUUAAUAAGCGGGUGUUCGUAAGGGCUCGUCCUUAAUAAGCGGGUGUUCGUAAGGGCUCGUCCUUAAUAAGCGGGUGUUCGUAAGGGCUCGUCCUUAAUAAGCGGGUGUUCGUAAGGGCUCGUCCUUAAUAAGCGGGUGUUCGUAAGGGCUCGUCCUUAAUAAGCGGGUUGUCGUAAGGGCUCGUCCUUAAUAAGCGGGUGUUCGUAAGGGCUUGUCCUUAAUAAGCGGGUGUUCGUAAGGGCUCGUCCUUAAUAAGCGGGUGUUCGUAAGGGCUCGUCCUUAAUAAGCGGGUUGUCGUAAGGGCUCGUCCUUAAUAAGCGGGUUGUCGUAAGGGCUCGUCCUUAAUAAGCGGGUUGUCGUAAGGGCUCGUCCUUAAUAAGCGGGUGUUCGUAAGGGCUCGCCCUUAAUAAGCGGGUGUUCGUAAGGGGUCGUCCUUAAUAAGCGGGUGUUCGUAAGGGGCUUGUCUUUAAUAAACGGGUGUUCGUAAGGGCUCGUCCUUAAUAAGCGGGUGUUCGUAAGGGGUCGUCCUUAAUAAGCGGGUGUUCGUAAGGGGCUUGUCCUUAAUAAGCGAGUGUUCGUUAGGGCUCGUCGGUAAUAAGCGGGUGUUCGUAAGGGGUUGCGUUUUGUAGUGAUUUGUUAUGCUUGGCUGACUACAAUCUUAGCGCGCUAGCGACGCAAUAAGGCUAGAUGAUUUAAUUAAGCGCGUGCGUGUGUAGACGUAAUAAACUAUCGUUCACCUCGCUGAUUCAGGCGCACAGCCGAUUUGCUAUGAUGUCUAUGUCACCCAUAGUUACUCGUAAGCGAUUUGAUAAGUUAAUGCUUCAAAAAUAUAUCCUUGAUAAUAGGACCUUGUUUGGAUAAUACCGUUGUAUAUUGUAAACUGUAUAUUAUAAUCGUCCCUGAGUAUAGUAAAACGAUAUUUUUCGCAAA
Nematostella vectensis (starlet sea anemone) is the source of this 16927-nucleotide messenger RNA. RefSeq lists its product as uncharacterized. NCBI's taxonomy places the organism in Eukaryota, Metazoa, Cnidaria, Anthozoa, Actiniaria, Edwardsiidae. Bases 1600 to 14946 code for a protein of 4448 amino acids. The transcript is spliced from 9 exons. Gene Ontology annotation, molecular function: protein binding. The record is from RefSeq and is a predicted model, not a curated record.